Messenger RNA from Manis javanica (Malayan pangolin), 3923 nucleotides. RefSeq names its product OTU deubiquitinase, ubiquitin aldehyde binding 2 (gene OTUB2). Gene Ontology annotation, biological process: protein K63-linked deubiquitination; negative regulation of double-strand break repair; protein K11-linked deubiquitination. Gene Ontology annotation, cellular component: nucleus. Gene Ontology annotation, molecular function: ubiquitin binding; cysteine-type deubiquitinase activity. The record is from RefSeq and is a predicted model, not a curated record. NCBI's taxonomy places the organism in Eukaryota, Metazoa, Chordata, Mammalia, Pholidota, Manidae.
GCGUGUGUCUUGCUGGGACACAGCUGAGCUCUGCGGAGCGGUCGGGUGUAUUCUCCGCUGGCCCCCACGCCAUCGAGGCCCCCGCCUCCCGACCCAACGGCGGAGCCAGCCAGCGGCUCCCGUGGCGCCCUCCCGCACCGGAUCGCUCCUCGCUGGGGCGGGACCUGGCCCCACGGCUCCGGUCACUAUGAGUGAAACAUCUUUUAAUUUAAUAUCAGAAAAAUGUGACAUUCUAUCAAUUCUUCGGGACCAUCCUGAAAACAAGAUUUACCAGAGGAAAAUCCAGGAGCUCAGCAAAAGGUUCACCGCCAUCCGCAAGACCAAGGGGGACGGGAACUGUUUCUACCGGGCCUUGGGCUACUCCUAUUUGGAAUCUUUGCUGGGAAAGAACAGAGAGAUCCUCAGGUUCAAAGAACAUGUCCUGCAGACCCCAAAUGAUCUUCUGGCUGCCGGCUUUGAAGAGCACAAGUUCCGAAACUUCUUUAAUGCUUUUUACAGUGUGGUCGAGCUGGUGGAGGAGGAUGGCUCCGUGUCCAGCCUGCUGAAAGUGUUCAAUGACCAGAGCUCCUCGGACUGUAUCGUGCAGUUCUUGCGCCUGCUCACCUCCGCCUUCAUCAAGAACCACGCAGACUUCUUCAGACACUUCAUCGAUGAGGAGAUGGACAUCAAGGACUUCUGCACUCAUGAAGUGGAGCCCAUGGCCAUGGAAUGUGACCACAUCCAGAUCACAGCCUUGUCUCAGGCACUAAAUAUUGCCCUGCAGGUGGAGUACGUUGAUGAGCUGGAUACAGCCCUAAACCACCACGUGUUCCCUGAGGCUGCCAUCCCUUCCGUUUACCUGCUUUAUAAAACAUCACACUACAACAUCCUUUAUGCAACUGAUAAACGCUGAUUAAGUUUAGACGAUGCAGUGGAGCCUGUCACCUAACAGGAUUGCAUUCUGAAUGGAACAUUUGGCUUUUCAAUUCUUUAAGCUAUUUAGACUGUAAUUAUAAAACGUACAGCCUCCUGGGCACAAUCGCUGGGAAUGAGGCUAUCCACUAUGGACCGUGGAAACUUAGCAGUAUUUUUAGUAUUUAUUUUCGUGGGGACCAAAUACUUUCCUACUCUGGGUAGGAAGCGAGGACCCCUGGCUCUGUUCCCAGUUCCCUGGGAGGCCUGUAGAUCACCUUUCCCCUUUGGGCCUGUUUCUUCAUCUGGAGGAGAUUCCUGCCAGUGUUGACAUUCUAUUGUGUAAAAAAGAGGUCCUCUGUUUUUUCACCGGGGGUAGUACCUCUCUGUAGGUAGUCAUUCUUGAGAGAGACAGGCCAAGUCAUCCUCAUGGUCUUGCUCUUGGCUUCCCCCCUUUUUCUUUAUUAAGGUAUGAUUGAUAUACACUCUUAUGAAGGUUUCACAUGAAAAAACAAUGUGGUUACUAGAUUUACCCAUAUUAUCAAGUCCCCACCCGCACCCCAAUGCAGCUUCCUCCGCUUUUUCUCUCACAAAACCACUGGCCAAAUCCAAAGGGAAAAGCUCAAGGUCAACUGACGUACAAGUUCUAUAAAAACAACAGCAAGUCCAAAUCAGCUGUUGGACUGGACUUCGGUGGAUGGCUGACUGAAGCACUGGCCAGUCGAAGUCAACUUGAAUGCAAGGGCCUCAGUGUGGUUUCAAAUAUCCAUGGUGGGAGUGUUUUCUUAUCCCCAGUUUAAGGAAGAAAAAGACUUUUAUGCCAAAGUCUAGAAAGGGGCCUUCAGCCUUCAGCAUGAAGCUCAAGGUCUUGGAGCCCCCGCUACCUCUCUCAGGGCCAGGACUGCCUGCCUUUCAAAGGGCAGCCCUUUCAGGAUUCUGCCACCAGCCCCAGGACAGAGGCUUGAGAAAGACUAGGGUCUGGGACCGGGAAGCUGUCUCAUCAUCCCAAACAUAUCCUGGAAGGAGAAAGUAGAUACUCAGCCAAGUGGAGACACUAGCACAUGUGGCCAUAGACUCCAGCUGAGCACCACAAACAAGCUUUGCAGGGUUAUCUUUGGCUUCCUCCCCCUCUUCCCCUUUUGCUUGGUUUAUGGCUGGUGAGAGGUUAGGCGGGAAGGAAGAGAGACAAGCUAAGGGAACUGGCAGUGGGGGAGAUUCCCACUUUAGAAACUGCCUGGCAGCCAAGAGCCCUGGUUGGCAACCCCCUUGCUCAUCCACCUGGACAUGCCACUUAGUAACUUCCCCACCUUGCUGCCUCAGGACCUCCAAGAGCCCUACCGGGCUGGGGCACUGCGCUCUUCGUCUGCGGAAGGAAAUGGAGAAUGCAGGGGUGUGGAACCCUCUGGGGGUACUUCUUAAUCAAAGGACUUCUCACAGGCUCCAUUCUACAGGGAUUUAUAAGAACCUUUUGGUGCUGUGAUACAAGUCUGCCGACAGCCAGACUACAGGCUGUGCAUGAGGACUGGGUAGUGGACUGUUCUGAGUCCCUGCAUACAAACAUCAGGUUUGUACUCUCUUCUACCUUUGUGAAGACAGAUGUCAGGGUGCUUCAAUUCCAGGCAGGGACCCAGGUUCCCAUACUGCCCUCAGCUGGAAUUUGAAACCAAUGUUCAAACAAAGUGAUUAUGUCACUUUUCCACAGGAAUGCAAACCUGACCUUGCCCUCUGAAUUGGUGCAGGUCCCACACUGCUCUAGGUCAGAGUGCUAGGUUCUCUGCCAAGUGCCCUGGAAGACUGGGGGAACAUGUCACAUGAUUUCUGAGUAUCAGGAUCCCCGUUUCCAAACAAAGGGUGUGAAUACAUGGUGCCCAGUUAAACACCCUUGGCCGCUCCACGAGGCUGUGAGCUGGGCCCCAAGCCCCCAGUCGAGCUCUCAAGCACAGCAUAAGCAGCACUGGCCGCCAUUUUUCUGCCAAUGUGGCUUGAGUGGCGCUUACAAAAGCAGAGCCUUUUCUUUGGCAUACUGGCUGAGGAAAUUCCUUCUUGAGACCUGCCUAUGCUGUGUUUCCAGGCCCGAGAGCCUGCUGGCGAUCCUACGGGGCUUCCUCCCAGGAGAGAUGCCAUUAGUUUAGAACCAGAAUGCCCGAGACAGACAGGCCAAGUCAUUCUCAUGACCUUGCUCUUGGCUAAACCGUUGGCCGAAUCCAAGCCACUCUCUCUUCCCUUCACACCCGCCCUCAGAUCUUUUCUGCAGGAAAGCACUGUGGAGAAAAAGGAGCAUCAGAAUUCCAUGAAAUUUGUCGUAACUUGUUCAGACCAUCAUCCAUAGAAAUGACCUUAGUGCAGCAGCCACACUUCCUGCAUUAUUCUCCGCCCCACCCCAUAAAGCCACUGCUUUCCAGAGCAAAACCUAACAGGAAAGUUGCUCAGAAAGUGUCUUUGUACUGCACAUUUCCUUCUUUCCAGAGACACUUAGCAACAAAACGUGCAGCUGUCCUUGCGUUUGACUGGGUUCCUAUUUUAAGCACAAAGGGGCUCUGGAGCCAGACUGCCUGGGUUCAAAUCUCAUCUUUGUCAUUUAAUAGUUAUGUGAUCUUGGCAAGUCAGUUCACCUCUCUGAGCCCCAUUUCCCACAUCAGUGAAAUGGAGACAAUACCUGAACAUCACAGGAUUAUUGGUUUAAAGUGGAAGGAGAUUAUGCGUAUGAAAACCACCAUAAGACCUGACACAUGGCACGUGUUCUACAAGGGGGAUGGCCCACACCCUAGCCUUCCCUACGGGAGGCAGCAGAACACUGAGAGAUGGAGAACACACCUCUGGCAGUGGCACUGUGGGUUCCUGAACAGUGGAAAGUGUGGGGUACCAUUAGAUAAAAUCUAAGAACCAAACAUUCCCAUGCUGACCAGAAAUGGGGGGUGGAGGAGCUGUGGCUGCUUAGGGGACCCCAGGUCUUGUGGAAUGUGGGCCAGGCCCUCCAGCUUCUCCAGGCAGUUGGCAAAAACAUUUUCGUAGCAUUAAAAUGAUUUCCUAAC